AUGCUGAUCAACGCGCAGCGCCCAGAGCAGCUGCGCCUAGCGAUCGUCGAAGGAAAGUCCCUCGAGGACUAUCAGGUCGACAUCAAAGAAGCCGGCCUGACCCGCGGCAACAUCUAUCGCGGAGUCGUCGCCAAUAUCCAACCUAGCCUCAACGCGGCAUUCAUCGACUUGGGCGAGGAGCGUCACGGCUUCCUAUCCGCCGACGAUGUCCUGCCCCACGCCUACCACCAACAACCGCCCGAGGGUACUCGCCGGCCGCGGAUCGACCAGAUCCUCGAGAAGCGGCGGCCGAUCCAGGUCCAGGUGACCAAGGACGGUAUCAAUCACAAGGGUCCUGCGCUGACUACCAACUUGGCAGUCGCCGGCCGUUACUUGGUGCUGAUGCCACACGACGAGGUGCGCGCCAUCUCACGCAAGGCCGAGAGUAGCGACGACCGCGACAAGGUGCGCGAACGGCUCGACAAGCUCAAGCUGCCCGAGCACCACGGCGUCAUCGUCCGCACCAACGGCCUGGAGCAAAAUCAAACCACGCUCAACCGCGACCUGAGCGCCUUGCUGAGGCUCUGGAACCGGAUUGUCGAGGCCGGCCGCCAGUCCAAGGGCCCCAAGCUGCUGUAUUCCGAUCAGGAUCUGCUGAUGCAGGCGCUGCGCGACUACCUGGACAGCUCGAUGACCGAGGUGGUGGUCGACAGUGACGAAGCCUACGACAAGGCAUCCAGCUACAUGCGUGCCUUCAUGCCACGGUCGAAGACCCGCUUGCUGCGCUACCGCGAGCGCGUCCCGCUGUUCAGUCGCUACCAGCUCGAGCAGCACAUCGACCGGAUCUACGAGCGUCAGGUGCCGCUACCAUCGGGCGGCUCGAUCGUCAUCGACGGCACCGAAGCCUUGACCGCCAUCGAUGUCAACUCGGGUCGGGCGACCAAGAACGCCGACCACGAAGAGUCGAUCUUCAACGUCAAUAUGGAGGCCGCCGAAGAAGUCGGCCGGCAGCUCCGCUUGCGCGACAUCGGUGGCCUGGUGGUGAUCGAUUUCAUCGACAUGCGACUGCGCAAGCAUCAGCGCAAGCUCGAAAAGACGAUGCGCGAUGCGAUGAAGGUCGACAAGGCACGCCACUCGGUCAGCCGAAUCAGCGCCAACGGUCUGGUAGAGAUCAACCGCCAGCGGAUCAAGCAGGCCCUGCGCCAGCGCACCCAUCGUGCCUGCCCCACCUGCUCCGGCGUGGGCUCGGUGCCGAGCGCCGAGUUCUCGUCCCAGGCGGUCUUGCGCAAGGUCGAGACCCGAGCUGCUUCCGGCCUGGUGCAAGCGGUCACCGUCGCCUUGCACCCGGAGAUCGCCGACGCGCUGCAGAACCGCUACCGGCGCGAGCUAGCGCAGCUCGAAGCGGACUUCGAAAUGCACGUCGAGGUGCUGGCAACACCGACCUUCAGCCGUAGCGAAGAGCGCAUCGAUUGGACCGCCCGCGAGCACAAGGCGGGUCCGGUCGCCGCAACCCUGUCGGCAGACGACCUGCUCACCAGCGUCAAGAGUCGUCGCCGUGGCGGUCGGGGACGCAAGAAAGCCGCCGAUGCCACUGCUAACGACGAAACCCGCCAGGACGCGCUGCAGGAUGACAGCGGACAGGAGAAACCCUCCAAACCGACCCGCAAGCGCAGCCGGCGCCGUGGUGGCCGUAAGCCGGCCGGUGCCGACACAACUGGUGAGUCGCAGAAGACUGAGGCCGCCGACAGCAAAGACACUUCUGACAAGUCCAAGCCAGGCCGCAGCCCGCGCGGUCGGCGGGGCGGCGCCCAGGCCAAGGCUGCAGAAGGCUCUCCAAGCCAGGCUGCCAGCGGUGCGGCCGACGACAGUGAAGCUCCAGCCAAGCCCAAACGCCGUCGUGGCAAGCGUGGUGGACGCGGUCGACGCAAGAAGCCCGAUGAGAGCAGCUCGACGGAGCAGGCGGCGGCCAACGAUUCGCGCCAAUCUGCCAACGGGGCGGCCAACGCCAAGCCCCAAGCCGACCCUAGCUGGCCGCCAGCAACCGGCGAGCCGCAGCCGGCGGCGUCGAGCACGUUCAUGUUCCGCGAGCCUGACGGCGUCCCGGCAUCCGCCGACAAGCCAGCAGCCACAAAACCGGCAGCAAAGGCCCCCGCGGCCAACAAGACGGCCGCCAAGAAGUCCACCGCCGACAAACCCGCUCGCAAGCGCCGUCCGCCACGCAAGCGGCCAACCCUGGCAGAGCCUUCAGGCAGCCCGGCGGCCGAGCCGGCGAGUUCACGACCGCCCAAGGGUCAACCGACUCUGGCUGAGCUCAGCGGCAAAAAACCGGCGGCAGCUCCAAAGCGAGCGCCUCGGCGGAAAAGCAAGCCAGCGGCCAAGGCCGCCCCUUCACCGGCGAAGGCCACCCCGCCACCCGCCGCACCGCAACCGGCACCGGCCCUCGAAGCCUCCGGCGAUAGUGGCGGCAGCGCGGAAGGUGAGAAGAAGUCCGGCCGCUCUUCCUGGCAGUGGUGGCGGGGCGGCGGCUCCUCGGGCGACACGCCGUCGUCUUCAGACUAG
This is a messenger RNA of Nerophis lumbriciformis (worm pipefish), 2538 nucleotides long. Lineage: Eukaryota; Metazoa; Chordata; Actinopteri; Syngnathiformes; Syngnathidae. The record is from RefSeq and is a predicted model, not a curated record.